CGACGUCUCGUCGACCUUCCUCCUUUCUUGUGCUGCUGCAUCUCGACCUUCCUUGCAUGCCUUUUCGACGCCGAUGGACGCUGCGUGCGGCGCUCUACCUGAUGCAAGCCUGCGCCAGCCGCGCGCUACCAGUCACAGACCCGAGCAGCCAGCGCAACGCCGACCAACAAAAAACGGAGGGUCGGCGGCUCACACAGUUCUGGCCUGACCACCCGCAGGUCGUGAUGGGCGCGGCGCCACGCCCUAAAGAUGGCUCGGCGCGCGAGCACCCUCCAGCGCCCGCCAUCGUUCGAAUGCUUGGUCAGCCAAACCACACGGCGAUCGUCCUUCGCACCGCAAAAACCCUUCCGAUGGCGCUGAUCGACGCCUGCUAUGUCCGCGACCCCCUGCCAGCGGGGCACGAUAUGUGGGUGCUGCACAACACGGAUCAGCCCAAUAUCUCCACAGGCGACCAGCUUGUAGCCAAGGGCGUCAACGCCAUGGUGUACACCGGGCAGAACGUCAGGGACGCGUUCGGGCAAGCCUACAACGGAUGGCUGCACUACACUCCAGGCCUCGUGUUGCUCCUGCUUUCGGCCCCGGCGUAUCAGUACGUUUGGGCGAUCGAAGACGACACGCUCUUCACUGGCCGCCUGCCUUCCUUUUUUAUUUCGCAAGCGGACCACACCGAGGAUUUCAUCGGGGCACACAAGCCAACGCACGGCCCGUGGAUGUGGGGAUACGGCACAGUCGUGCCUCGCGAGGCGGAUAAGGUGAAGACGAAGGUGCAGGUCUAUCGCCUCUCGGCGCGUCUGUUGCGCACCUUUGACGACAUGCUCCAACUCGGCCUGCACACGUACGUCGAGGGCACGGCCUCGAUCUGCUACGGCCUGCGGUGGUGCUCGACACGUCAGCUGCCACAAGAGGUUCAAGGCACGCACUUUGAGUGGAACACGAAGCUGACACCGCGGCACCUGUGCGCGCUUGGGGAUGACGGUCGCGACAAGUGGCAGCACAAACUUCCGUGGAUGCGCCGACCGACGCCGGACGAAGUAGUGGUGCUGCGGAGUGUGUGUGACGCCCAGCCGCCGCCCGAGGAGACGUGCUCGCGCCUGCCCGUGUGCAACAACACGAUGAUGGGCUCCAUGGCGAGGUGCGUCCCCAUCAGGACGCCCCGAGCAAAGCAGGUGUCGUAGGUGGCCACCUACUGCUCCUGCUGUCUUGUCCAUUUGACUCUAAUUUGACUCUCUUUCUGGUCCUAAAGCCGUACCUGCUCUCUUGUGCUGUGUCUGGGAAGACCGUGAAUCCAACACGUCCACAUGUGAGUGUCCUACGUUUGAGUUUAGGAGCACGUGUCGUGCGUCUUGGGUCGAUAUGAACAAACCUGUUUAUUAGUUU
Emiliania huxleyi CCMP1516 is the source of this 1377-nucleotide messenger RNA. RefSeq lists its product as hypothetical. The transcript has a single exon. NCBI's taxonomy places the organism in Eukaryota, Haptophyta, Isochrysidales, Noelaerhabdaceae. The coding region runs from base 57 to 1175 and encodes 372 amino acids. The record is from RefSeq and is a predicted model, not a curated record.